UGCAAGAUGGCUGCAGCAACUUCAUCGACCACCUUAUCCUGUUUCAUUAAGACAUCCUCGUUUUCGCAACGUACCCUGAUACCGUCAAAAAAAUUUUUGCAAUUGUCGCACAGACAAAGUCUUGACAGGAGGUUGAAGAUUCAUUUGUUUUUUUGUUAAUUUAUUUAUUGAUUUAUGUAUUGGAAAAAUUUAUAUCAAAAUCAAGACUUUCAUGUUAAAAUAUUUAUUGUGUGUGGUGAUUUAAAUAUAUCGAUACGAGAAGGCGAAUAGAAUUAAAUCCACUUUUUUACUGCAUAAACGCCGAUCGUGCGAAACGAGAAUUUUCGGAAGCAGAAAAAUUUGCAGAAUGCUUGUCAAACUGAGGCAGCAAAUCUAUAGCAACAAGAAAAAAAUUCAUUAUGGACCAGUGCUCAAUUGUCAACCAGAAUCUUGGUGUGGUUAUUGUUCAAACUGCUUUAGGAAUAGUGUGCAUAAACCAUUUGAUGGAAAUAUAUGCAGCAAUCUUCAUUAGACAGUAACAAUAUGGACAUUUCAUUUGAUUGAUGAUGAUUUUGAUGGUAUACUUACCUUUACUAGCAUAGAAACAAAUAUCAAGGAUCUUUAGAAUUAAGUUAAAAAAACAAAGUACAUUUUGGAUUGGUAAAAAAAGUUGAGACUUUUCAAAUAUUCAUCUAAAAACAGCAUAUAAAUAUGAUAUAAAAAGUAUUAUACAUUUUUUGACACAUCCCACAAAUAGUUUAACUCAGAAAAAUACAACUAAAACAAAAGUCAUACAUUAUUUUAUGUAAGGUAUAAGCUGUCAAAGGCUUGCAAUUUUAGUUCUUACAGUUUUAAAAUAAGAGAUUCAAAAGCAAUAAGCAGUUAUAAAAGAUGUCAAAGAAAUCAUUAAAUAAAUGUAACAAUGCAAAUGGUCCCAUCCCUUCAAAAGAAACUUUUGUAAGAAUGAACACAGAAGCUGAACCAGCAGGUUUUUCAACAAUCUGUGGAUCUAAAUCUGGCUUAGAUUCUUUAGCUCCAGAUAAACUUGUUAAUGUCAUAGUCAAAGACAAGACACAUCCAAUGGCAAAAUUAUUAAUAGGUAAUAUGAUUGGCUUGAACAACGAGGAAUCAAAAAUUGUAGCUGCUUAUCAAACUUUAACUACUAUAAAAAAUCAAGAUGAUUUUUCAAAAUCAAAAGAAUAUAAACUGAAGAAUAAAUUUUACAUUAAAAACAAACACAAAAACAUUCUCAACAAACAAAGAAGAGAAAUAGCUAAUUUAGCAAUUGAUGCUAAAUUUGAAACUAUUACAAGAGCUACAAGAAGUGGCAGGUUACGAUCACCAAGGAAAAGAUUAUCAAAAGCCGAAGUGGUUCCUCAGCGAAAAAUGAUCAAUGUGCCAAGAAUACAAUCAAAAAAUUUUACGAUUCAUAAAUCAGAAAAAGAAAUUAGAAAGACAGUGGGUAAAAAAAAAACAAAAUUAAAAGAAACAUCGACACAAUGUGAAUUAUUGAAACCAACUUAUAUCAAUAAGGGAACGCAAACUGAGCGUGUCUGCGGCAUUGAAACGAUUGAUGAAAACGGCAUGAAAAUCGAUCUGAUAGAAAUGGACGAUGUAAAAGAAGAACCCCAAAAUAUUGAGUCGAAUAAUGACACUGAGUCUCUCUGCAAUAAUAGUUUACCGCCUAGAACUUAUAGUUCAGCGUUUGCAGUUGUUCGUACAUCCAAUGUUAAUUGUCGCAUAGCUCUUUUACGCUCUAUCGGUUUUAAGCCCAUUAAUCCAAAAUCGCCAAUUAUAGAUGAUGAACAUGGUCGAGAAUCCAUCUGUCCUCAAGCCGAUGAGGAGUACAACAAAUAUAAUAGUGAAGAAACAGAAGACGUUGGUUACAUGAAUGUCUCACUACAUUACGAAGACUUAGAGGAGGAAAUUACCCAAGAAAUGCUACAUACAGUGCCACCACCGUUAACUAGUCUGACAGAAGCAGACUUUAGCCGUGCAUGGCAUGGCUGGCAGAAAGUACGUAUCAACGGAAAGGAUUAUUGGUCAGGUUAUUAAACCGAGUGACAGUCGUCUACACGAAGUUAAUUAAUAUAUUUUUAAGAUUUAUUGUUUGUUAUUUGCAAUCUAACCGAAUGCUGGCCAUUCCGAAACAUUCAUAAAGUUAGACCACUAUUGUAAAUAUUUAUAUACAUAUGAUGAAAUAUAAAUACGCCAUGAUAGAUCUGUGUGACGCUGAGGAACAUAGCUAUUGGUUCUAGUAGUCAUUUCAUCGCUCUUGUGGUACUCACGAACAAAAUACGCGAGCAAGUUCUUGCUAAAAUGAUCGAAUUUUCCAUCAGUGUACACUGUUGUCUUUUAGAGACCUAUUGCAAGUAAUUAAACUCGAAAUUUACGAUCGUCAUUAUUAAAUCACGUUGAGAAUAUGCGGGAAUCCCGUGAGAUUUUAAUAUGUCAACUCCAUAGCAUUUGUGUAAAAACUUGUCUCGUAUCGUAAUGUUUAUGUUAAAUUAGCAAUUUUUUCUUGCCUUGAAAAUAAUUUCUGAUCGUAUGUAAACUCGAACCCACACAAAAAACAUGCAUCACAUGACGUUUUUUUAUGAGUUUUGAAAUACAGCUUAUCUUAUUUUUAAUAAUCAAAUUCUGAUUGCGGAAAUGCCCAUCAAGCUUUUAAAUCGAAACUAUGACUAGGUAAUCUUCAGAAACUGUACUUUUGAAAAACAAAUCUAGUGAGUGGCGCGCCUCUUCACCCGAAUCUUCUACAUUCUCGAGGAAAUUCAAUUUGAAUUUUAGUCUUUUAACAAAUCUUUUGUAUAAUCUCAUUAACCCAACAUGUCUCAUCGUUAAUUGUUGCCAAAUUAUGAGAAAACAUGGUUUUUGAGUUGUAAAAUCGAGUGAAAUUUUCAUUUUGAGUGUGUUUUUUAAAAAAAGUUAAGGGGGAGUACCGUCUACUAUGACGUAACCCCUAACAGUUAGAUAAUAUUUUUCCGAUUUGAAAUUUAUAUAGUAAUAUUAUGUGUACAUCAAUUAUCUAAUUUUUACAAAAU
Messenger RNA from Trichogramma pretiosum, 3023 nucleotides. RefSeq lists its product as uncharacterized. NCBI's taxonomy places the organism in Eukaryota, Metazoa, Arthropoda, Insecta, Hymenoptera, Trichogrammatidae. The record is from RefSeq and is a predicted model, not a curated record. The transcript has 3 exons. The coding region runs from base 871 to 2034 and encodes 387 amino acids.